This is a messenger RNA of Trichoplax adhaerens, 732 nucleotides long. RefSeq lists its product as uncharacterized. Bases 1 to 732 code for a protein of 243 amino acids. The record is from RefSeq and is a predicted model, not a curated record. Lineage: Eukaryota; Metazoa; Placozoa; Uniplacotomia; Trichoplacea; Trichoplacidae. The transcript has 3 exons.
AUGUCGCUAAAACUACUCUCAAACCCAAGUAAUAGUAAUAGGAGAAAUAACAGCAAGUCUGAACCCGUUCAAUUUGACAUUAAUACGGAUUUAGAAUACAUCAAACUUCCGCGCAUAGAUAAAAUUAAGAAGAAACAAUCUGAAAUUGAAAAACCGCCGUCGACCUUAGGAAAGAAAUGCCGAGAGCACUCUCUUAGAAUUCGACGAAUGAAAGAGCCAUUACCAAUGAGGCAAAGAGCCCUACCCCAAUCGUUUUGGCAGGAGCUAGAAACUUCGGAAACAUCGCGCCAGCCUCUACCAACAUCAUUACCUCCACUAUUUGUACAUGACAGCUACGAAGAUAUAGCAUCCACCAGACCAGUUACUCCUCCCGGAGAAAAAAUCUUACCGCGCCCAGCAAAGUUUAAAAAAAUUACUCAUGGAGAUCCGCAUCUCUUAUUUCGCUUAUUUGAUGGCGCACAAGAUCAGAAUAAGAAGUCUACACCAACCACUAAACGUGGAAGGCCGUCCAGAAAGUCCAGGCUUAUGAAUGCUCCUGAUUAUGAAGAAGAUCCUUACUUGAGUGUUAAUUUCCCAAGUUUAUCACUUCAUGAAUCGAAGAAAGAUUUAAAUCCUCCAGCCCUAGCGAUCAUGAAAAUGGACGUUAAUAGUUUCACUACAAUCGAUUUACCUGUCCUCACAGAAAAUGUAAAUUAUUCCGCUAUAUUAUCUGAUGUUGUAGCAAAAAUGUAA